Molecule: messenger RNA, 1707 nt
Organism: Centrocercus urophasianus (Greater sage-grouse)
Lineage: Eukaryota; Metazoa; Chordata; Aves; Galliformes; Phasianidae
Gene: NUDT6
Product: nudix hydrolase 6
Exons: 5
Coding region: 1-789 (262 amino acids)
Molecular function (GO): NAD binding; NADH pyrophosphatase activity; ADP-ribose diphosphatase activity
Source: RefSeq, a predicted model, not a curated record
AUGCCGCUCUGCCUCCCCCUGUCUGUCCUAAACUUCUCGUCUCCAGGCCUGCGGCCUGACCGGUGGCCCCGCGUUUCUCUUCCAGCCUCGGUCGCCCAGUGGCAGCAGGAAGGCCGGGUCGCCGUCUGGCUCCACGUUCCCAUCCUCCAGAGCGGGCUGGCGGCCGUGGCCGCGUCGCAGGGCUUUGACUUCCAUCACGCGGAGUCGGGCUCGGCCACCCUGACGCGGUGGCUGGGCGAGGGGCCCAGCAGGCUGCCCGCCUUUGCCAGCCACCAGCUGGGAGUCGCAGGUGCUGUAUUGGAUGAAAACAAUGGAAAGGUGCUGGUUGUACAAGACAGAAAUAAGACCAUAAGUGGAUGGAAAUUCCCAGGAGGUCUGUCUAAUCCUGGUGAAGACAUUGGAGACACGGCAGUUCGAGAGGUUUUUGAAGAGACUGGCAUCAAGUCAGAGUUCAAGUCCAUCCUAAGCAUAAGACAGCAACACAAACACCCUGGAGCCUUUGGGAAGUCAGACAUGUACAUCAUCUGUCGCCUGCAGCCCUCCUCCUUCACCAUCAACUUCUGCCAGCAGGAAUGCUUGCGGUGUGAGUGGAUGGACCUGGACGAGCUUGCCAGGACAAAACAUGCUACUCCCAUCACGAGCAACGUAGCUAAGCUGUUACUUUAUGGAUACCGGGAAGGGUUUGAUAAAAUUGAUAUAAGCAUGAGAGAGUUUCCAGCUGUUUACACAGGCCGCUUCUACAAACUAUACCACAGGGAGCUGCCUGAAUCCUACAGAAACAUUACAUGAUAGCAACAAAUUUCACAUAAUUAUAUUAAUAAUUUAAAAUUUUUAUUCAGAGUUACUUAGACCAUAUUGAAAUUAUUUGUGGACUUAUUUUUGAGAAGAAAAAAAAAUCAGUAUUUAUUCUCUAAUAAGCUACAGAUAUAUAAAUUAUUUUAAAUGGCAAGUUUUCCUGUUAGCGUGCAUCAGUUAGUUUCCCUUUACUCUGUAAAGUGAAUAUAAAGUAAAUAAAAUAGCUCUAUAGAAAUCUCUAGCAGAAAAUAGAGGUGUUACUGAUCCUGAAAAUAGAUUCUCUACAUAAUUUUACCUCCACACACACUGGCACAAUAGGUUUACAGAGCAGUAUGAAGACAGGAAGAAACAUUCAUGUUUUAACCUUUCUGCAAAAGUAGCUGAUAUCAGCAAACAACAGCUUCUAUUUUUACUAGUUUGGUGAGGAGCAAGAAACUCUGCCUCUUAAAGUGUAGUGUGGCAUACGUUCAGAACCCACCCUGCAAAUCAGCUUUUAGCAGACAUUGGAAGAAAAAGGAUAGCUUUCUGUCCAGGUCCAGUUUUUGGUCCGGGUUUGUACUGUCCAGUUCUUUUCAGUGCCACAUACCAAUCAGAGUACUUCCGUGACCGGUAAGUGUUAUAGUUAUUAGAUUCCAAACGCUCAAAAAAGAAACAUUCUUCUGUUGCACAUUUCUGAAAGAGAAAAAGAAAGGGAUUAUUUGAUACUUCAUCACAACCCAGCACUUGGUCUGAUUUACAGGACUAACUUAUGAUAUUAACUUAGCAGUACAUUCAGAUUUAAGAAAUUUGUAUGAAAUGUUUCAUGCUUAAAGAAAAAUACAAUAACUGUUAAUGUAGUGUUUAAAACACCUACAAAAAUAAUUUUUAACUAUGACUCAUUAAUUGUCUUUAAUAAAGGCAAAGCAGAUUCUA